UCGUAAACAUACUGUUGCUUCUCUCUCAAUCUUAUUAACUUCAGACUGCCUGAAAUGCGAUUUCUACUCCAUCUUCUUGUUCUGUUAGAAAUAAAAGAAUCAUGGCUGUUUGAAGGCAGCUCAAUUCUCCCCAUCUGUCCAAAGGGUUAUUUUCCAUGUGGGAACCUUACAACAUGCCUUCCACGGUCAUUUCACUGUGAUGGUAUAAAUGACUGUGGGAAUGGUGCAGAUGAAGAAAACUGUGGAGACAAUAGUGGAUGGGCAAAUAUAUUUGACAUGGUCCAUGGAAAGCCUAAUUAUCUGGACUUAUCAGAAGAGUGCUGUCUCCACCAGUAUCCAGAAAGUUGUGACUGCAUAGAAACUGAAUUAGAAUGUGUAGAUGUUAAUUUAAAAUCUGUUCCACUUGUUUCAAGCAAUGUCACCCUACUGUCUCUUAAACACAACCAGAUCCAUGCUCUUCCAGAUGAAGUUUUCAGCAGAUAUACAGAAGUGAAGAAAAUAUUUCUGCAACAUAAUUGCAUUCAGACAAUAUCAAGAAAAGCAUUUUUUGGAUUAUACAAACUUCAGAAAUUAUAUCUCAGUCAUAAUUGCAUCACCAGUCUGAAACCUGGGAUAUUCAGAGACCUACACAAAUUGAAAUGGCUAAUUCUAGAUGAUAACCCAAUAGUGAAAAUUUCACAACAACUAUUUACUGGUCUGAAGUCCUUGUUUUUUCUGUCUAUGAUAAACAAUUCACUUGUGGCCCUUCCCAGGAAAAUAUGCACUCAAAUGCCUCUUAUUAACUGGAUGGAUUUUGAAGGUAAUCGCAUUAAAGCCUUAACUAAUGCCACCUUUCUGGAAUGUAAUGCACUCACGGUGCUGUGUCUUCGUGGAAAUCAAGUUCAUUUUGUGCCUGAAAAGACAUUUUCUUCCUUAAAACAUUUGGGAGAACUGGAUCUGUCUAAGAACAUAAUUACUGAAUUACCACAUUAUAUCUUUAAAGACCUGAAAUAUUUACAAAAACUUAAUUUGUCUUUCAAUCCACUUUCUCACCUCUAUGAAGAUCAGUUUGAGAGUCUUCAACAACUUCAGUCUUUAGACUUGGAAACAAUAGAGAUCCCAAAUAUAAAUGCAAGGAUGUUCCAGCCUUUGAGGAACCUUUCCCACAUCUACUUCAAAAAAUUUCGGUAUUGCUCCUAUGCUCUCCAUGUCCGAAUAUGCACUCCAUUAACAGAUGGGAUUUCAUCAUUUGAGGACCUCUUAGCUAACAAUGUUCUAAGAGUAUUUGUCUGGGUCAUAGCUUGUGUUACAUGUUUUGGAAAUCUUUUUGUCAUUGGAAUGAGAUCGUUCAUCAGAGCUGAAAACAAAACACACACUAUGUCUAUCAAAAUUUUGUGUUGUGCUGAUUGUCUAAUGGGCGUGUAUUUGUUCUUCAUUGGAAUCUUUGAUGUUAAAUACCGUGGAGAGUAUAAAAAAUAUGCUGUGCUGUGGAUGGAAAGCUUACCAUGUCAUAUCAUGGGGUUUCUGGCCAUGUUGUCUACAGAAGUCUCUGUCCUUUUGUUGACAUAUCUGACUUUGGAAAAAUAUUUAGUGAUUGUCUUUCCCUUCAGUAAUAUCCGACCAGGAAAACAUCAAACAGUAAUAAUCCUUGUUUCCAUAUGGAUUAUUGGAUUUGUAAUAGCAAUAAUCCCAUUUGGGGAUGAGGACUUUUUUGGAAAUUAUUAUGGGAAAAAUGGAGUUUGUUUCCCACUUUAUUCUGAUCAAACAGAAGAAAUUGGAGGCAAAGGGUAUUCUUUUGGCAUUUUUCUUGGUGUGAACCUACUUGCCUUCAUCAUAAUACUGUUUUCAUAUGUCAGUAUGUUUUAUUCCAUAAAAAAAACUGCCCUUCAGACAUCAGAAGUCAGGAGCCAUAUUCAUAGGGAUGUUGCUGUUGCCAAUCGAUUUUUUUUUAUAGUAUUCACUGAUGCCAUCUGCUGGAUUCCUGUUUUUGUUAUAAAAAUCCUGUCUCUGUUCCAAGUAGAAAUUCUAGACACAGUCACUUCCUGGAUAGUGAUAUUUAUUCUGCCAAUAAACAGCGCGUUGAACCCAAUUCUCUACACUCUAACAACAACUGUCUUUAAGGAGAAGUUAAAGGAGUUUCUGCACAGUCAUCGAAGGAGGUCUGUUUUAAAAAAUGACAGAAACAGCUUGGCUACAUCAGUGUGCACAGGUAGUUCCCUAAUCCACGCCUCCUCAUUUAAACUUGGAUUAUUAAACAAACAGUCCUUGGGAAUAGUAAAAUUAACCUAAUCAUACAAAUGAUGGUUUUUCAGCGAGAUCAUGGGAACUGGAUCUCACUGGAUUGCAGUAAUGCUAAUCUCUUUGAAAUUUAUUUAGAAAUUUCUUUGUCAUUGCCACCUCUGUAUUCAUCUUCCCAUAAAAUAAACUAUCAGCUGUUGCUUUUAUCAUCCGGGUGUCAUGUUAAGGUUCAAAGCAAGCAUGCUGAAAGUUGGAACUGAAAACAAUGAUACAUUUCCAUUAUUCAUUCCAUUUCCCCAGACAUCACUUAUACUAGCAGUUCCCUAUUAUAGCCUUUGUAACACUGAAGAAAUACAGAAGUAAAAAUGUCCAAAAAUGAUUUGGCUAAGUGAGAUUGCAAGAAGUUUUCACCAAGGAUGAAAACUGCCAGUGGGCAGAAGGCCAGCACACUCUCUGUGCACCACGGAAGUCCAGUUUCAUUCUGUUGGAUGCUAAUGGAAUGUAGGCACUCUGUUGGCUCUCUGCAGAGAGAUGAAUGUCCCCGUGAGCACAUAAUUUCACGUGCCAACCACACAAGACAUAAUUAAAGGUCAUUCUUUUAGUGCAUCUCAGGGUUUGUUAAUCCCAGUUAGAUCUGACUUGGUGCAAAAGGGUAGCCAUUUUUAUUCUGUGAACAAAAGGCUUAACUGAAUGCUCUUCAAACAUAACAGGAGACAAACACAACAUGGAAUAUCCCCACCUAUUGGGAGAA
Gavialis gangeticus (Gharial) is the source of this 2968-nucleotide messenger RNA. RefSeq names its product relaxin/insulin like family peptide receptor 2 (gene RXFP2). The record is from RefSeq and is a predicted model, not a curated record. Gene Ontology annotation, molecular function: G protein-coupled receptor activity; protein binding. NCBI's taxonomy places the organism in Eukaryota, Metazoa, Chordata, Crocodylia, Gavialidae. Gene Ontology annotation, biological process: G protein-coupled receptor signaling pathway. The transcript has 18 exons. Bases 55 to 2268 code for a protein of 737 amino acids. Gene Ontology annotation, cellular component: membrane.